GCCCGCAUCGCCCGCUCACCCCUCUCCCCUUUUCCAACUGACUGCAUCCCCCACCUCACCAUGUCUGCGCCAGCAGGCGUCCCCAUCGCCGCAGCACCCAUUGACUCCGGCGCUGCUGUACCCGGUGGUGGUGCCGCCCCUCCAAAUGCCGUUCGCCCUCCACCACCAGUAUCCACAGGCAGCGACAAGAAGCGUAAGGCGCCCCCCUCCAGCGCUGGUCAGCCAGCACGCAAGGAUAGGCCAGGCUCGUUGACAGAGGAGGACAGCAGUGCUGCGGCCGCAGCGGCCGCCAGUCUCGCCGCUUCCAAUGCCCAGAGCGCUACCAACUCUGGAACAGCGACACCGGCCACCGCCGCCAAUGCCGCGGGCGCAGGCGCACCAGCCCAGGCUUCUGGACGCCCACGCGAAGCCAAGCGCACGCGCGUACACUUCUCAUGUGUCGAGUGCCAUCGCCGCAAGCAAAAGUGCGACCGCAAAGAGCCGUGCUCGCAAUGCGUGGCUCGCCGCGUACCGCAUCUCUGUCGCCCCUUCCUUAACGGAGUCGAGGACCCUAACGCCAACUCUGAUGUGCAUGCACGCCUCACGACCAUCGAGGGCAUGCUCGCGCGGUUAACACAGGUGAUCCCACAGGCGAUUGCAUCGCGCGGGUUCAGCGACGGCUCGAGCCCAGACGUCUCCAGUCUCCCUGUGGGCGAGGAUGUCUUCCACCCUCAAAGCGCACCACAACCAGAGCCUCCACGACAAGCCUACGCUCAUAAACCUCCACCGUCGGGCCUCUUCCCCGCCAGCCUGUCUACCAGCACACCUGUUGGAAGAAGCGGGUACGGAUGGGGUCUGCGCGAGGGCCGCAUGAUCAACCUCACCGUAGAGGACAAUGCCGAGCUGCGCGAUGUGCUUCUCACCCUGCGCGAGUCUGGUAUCACCAAGAACCACCUCGAGUGGCUCAUUGCGGGCGUUCCUGGUCGCCGUAUGGCCGACGCCCUCGUCGAGAUGUACUUUCGGGACAUUGACUGGACCCGGUACAAAAUCAACCGGCCAACCUUCGAGCGCAGGUAUCAGGCGUUCUUCGAUUCGAUCGGACGCAGCCCCACCAACCCCAAGAUUGACGCAGACACAAUCAAAUGGAUUCCACUCAUGUUCAUUGUCCUUGCGAUUGCCGCCCUGUCCGCGAGCUCGGACGUGAUGCCAGGUGACGAGCAGCAGGCCUGGUCAAGAAGAUUUUACGGUUCUGCGCGCAGUGGCCUCGAAUACGCAAAGGCCCUGCAGCGCGACAACCUCGAUGUCCUCUUUGCGGGCUUGCUCGCGUCGCGCUACAUGCUUCUGACGCGCCGCCCAGCCGAAGGCUCAACCCCCCUGACCACCGCUUUCCAGCUCGGUCUCUACCGCGACGGCACUGUGCUGAACCUGUCGGACAAGCGCGAGGUGGAGAUCCGCCGCCGCGCCUGGGCGAUGCUGUACCAUCUUGAUCGGACGAUCUCGCUGCUCGUCGGCCGUCCCGCUUCGAUCUCUGAUGCGCACACGGACGCGCGCCCGCCCGCCAACCUCGACGACGAGGAGAUUGAGAACCCAGACUUUGACCCGGCUGGGCAUCCGAUGACAAAGCCCACAGUGUACACAUAUGUGAUUGUGCGACACAAGCUCGCCGAGAUUAUGGGCCGGAUAGCAUACCACACCUUCACGAUCCAGCUGCCCGAUUACCAGACGGUCCUGGCGCUCGACAAGGAAUUGCUCGCCUGGCGCGAUGGGUUGCCGCCCUUCCUCGCGAUGAACAACCCAGACACGAGCUUUGACCAGACGCACCCUUAUCUCUUCGUGCAGCGCCAUCUCCUCGCUUGCGAGUGGUACUAUACGCGCAUCACACUCAACCGCCCCUACCUGCUCCGGCGAAAGCCGCAGGACGGGCGCUACGAGUAUUCGCGCAACGCUGCCAUUGAGUCGGCAACAGCUGAUCUUCUGAGUCGCCGCGCCUUCAUUAUGGAGAAGGGCGAGCUUAUCAUCAACUCGGGCGGUUACCGAGUGCUCAACUCGUACAUGGUCCUCGGUGUCACCAUCAAGCUCGACCCCGAGUCUCCUCAGGCGGACGAAUUGCGGCAUCUGCUCAACGUCGUCUCCGGAAGAGCUCGCGACGAGCAGGGGCGCAUGUCGGAGCCGAUCGUCAAGGAGGAGCUGGCAAUCGUCGAGUUCCUCACCGCCAAGAACCCGAGCAAGGCACAGACGAUGGCCGCGAACGGAGGACAAAACGGAGCGGCGCGAGCCGAGCCAAACGACGAGAAUACGCCCGUGGAUCUGCUUCUCGGACUCGCGAAGACGAACUCGGGCCGCCGCGCCGCCGAGGAAGAGAAACGCCAGCUGCGCCUCCAGCAGGCGCGCGAGCAAGAGGAGCAGCGGCAAGCGCGCAGGCGCGUGAUGCAGCAGGCGAACGGAAGCGGCGUGCCGAACCCGUGGAACUACGUGCCGCCCCAGAUGCCUGGACUGGACGUGCACCAGCCCUUCGGUGCGCGCCCGCGGCCGCAGCAGCUCGGCGGCCUCCCGCGCCCGCUCCAACCGCCAAAGCGCGACGAGGAGAACAAGCUCAACGCAACGUGGUCGCCUGAAAACCCGUUCAACUUCACCGACCGCUCGUCGCCGAGCUUCAGCGCCAACGCGAACAACAUGAUACAGGGCUUCCAGAACCAGGUCAACCUCUCGCCAUACCAGGAGAUGGGCAUCCUCCCCGGUUCCGGCCUGAGCCCAAGCGAACAGCUCGCACUGCAGGGCGCCGGCACCGCAGCCACCGCGAACGCGAACGCGGCCGCCGCCGCCGCUGCCGCCGAGAGUAAUGGCCACGCUCUAAAUUUCUCAGGGACGGGCCAGGAGUUCGGCAGCGCGGUGGACAACUUUGACUUCUCGGCGUUCGGGGGACCGCAGAGCGGCAUGGAGAUGGCGUUCAACCCGUUCGCUAUCCAGCAGACGGGCGAUGAGGGAUCCGGGAGCGAGCCGGGGCCAGACGACGAGACGACGUUCCUCAAUUUUAUCUUGACAAAGUUUGCAAACAGCUCGGGCGAGACCAUGUAGCGGCGAUUCUUUGGGUGCAGCUGUCGAUCGCAUACCCCUGUAUCCGUAUAUCCGGUUUAUGCAUGUUGGUUGAUGG
This is a messenger RNA of Cutaneotrichosporon oleaginosum, 3130 nucleotides long. The record is from RefSeq and is a predicted model, not a curated record. NCBI's taxonomy places the organism in Eukaryota, Fungi, Basidiomycota, Tremellomycetes, Trichosporonales, Trichosporonaceae.